This is a messenger RNA of Antrostomus carolinensis (chuck-will's-widow), 401 nucleotides long. RefSeq names its product calcium channel flower domain containing 1 (gene CACFD1). Gene Ontology annotation, cellular component: membrane. Gene Ontology annotation, biological process: vesicle-mediated transport. The record is from RefSeq and is a predicted model, not a curated record. The annotation marks the transcript as partial. NCBI's taxonomy places the organism in Eukaryota, Metazoa, Chordata, Aves, Caprimulgiformes, Caprimulgidae. The transcript has 4 exons.
CCUGUGCCAUCGCUGGUCUCUGGAACUGUGUCACCAUCAACCCCCUGAACAUCGCAGCUGGUGUGUGGAUGAUGCUCAACGCCUUCGUCCUGUUCCUGUGCGAAGCCCCUUUCUGCUGCCAGUUCAUCGAGUUUGCGAAUGCCGUCUCCGCGAGGGCGGACAAGCUGCGGCCCUGGCAGAAAGCUGCUUUCUACUGCGGGAUGGCUGUGUUCCCGGUCAUGCUUAGCCUGACACUGACCACGCUCUUUGGAAAUGCCAUUGCGUUUGCCACUGGAGUGCUUUAUGGCCUGUCGGCGCUCGGCAAAAAGGGAGAUGCCAUUUCCUAUGCCCGGAUCCACCAGCAGCAGAAGCAAAUGGAUGAAGAGAAGCUCACGGGGACCCUAGAGGGACAGGCUCUCUGA